UGCUCUUCUCUGUUGCUUCGGCUGCUCUUCUCUGUUGCACUCUGGUUCCGCCGGAUUCCGUUCGGCCGGAUUUCACUCUAGUUCGGCCGGAUUUCACUUUGGUUGCCCCAGCAUUGGGUUGCUGGGGCAGGGGCUGCUUGGCUGCUCUUCUCGUCUUCAUUCGGCUGCUCUUGGUAAUAUACCAAUGGGGGGGAGGGCGAGUAGUAGGCCUCAUUACUGCUGCUAGCUCCGCCUUUUGAGAGCUCCCAUUAAGCGAGGAGCUGAGAGAGCAGACCUGGCCGGCGUUUGCGUGUGGGAAAGGAGCGAGGAGCUGAGAGAGCAGACCUGGCCGGCGUUUGCGUGUGGGAAAGGAGCGAGGCGUGAAGAGGAGAGAGGAGAGAGGGAGCGUCAAACGGCGUGUGAGAUAUAAAUGGAGGAGAGAUGUGGCGGGCGCGGGAUGGGCUGGUAAAAUCAUCAGUCCAUGUGUGAAAUCGUUGUGUCAGUGUGAAAUCAAGUCCCCAUAAAAAGCCGCGCUCUGCUUCGCCGCGGAAGCCGUUCCCGCUCUGCUUCGCCGCGGAAGUCCGGCCGUUCCCGCCGCUCUGCUUCGCCGCGGAAGUCCGGCCAUUCCCGCUCUGCUUCGCCGCGCAAGCCGUUCCCGCUCUGCUUCGCCGCGGAAGUCCGGCCGUUCCCGCUCUGCUUCGCCGCGCAAGCCCCCAUGCCUCCCGGCAGAAAGAAGCGUCGGGUUCUUCCCAAAAAUUCCGGCGCCGCCAAGCGGAUCCGCAAAGAUGAUCCGCCAGACGACGGCGCCAAACAAGAUGAUCGUCCCCCCUCAAAGAAGGUAUUGGCCACCAAGCGGCGUUGCAAAGAUCCGUCAGAAGAACCCGAGGAUGAAGAUCAUGCCGCGCAAGCCCCCAUGCCUCCCGGCAGAAAGAAGCGUCGGGUUCCGCCCAAAAUUUCCGGCGCCGCCAAGCGGAUCCGCAAAGAUGAUCCGCCAGACGACGGCGCCAAACAAGAUGAUCGUCCCCCCUCAAAGAAGCACACAAAGGGCAAGCAGGUAUCAAGGAACGAGGAUGAGGAGGUAUCCGGGAACGAGGAUGAGGAGGUAUCCGGGAACGAGGAUGGGGAGGUAUCCAGGAACGAGGAUGAGGAAUACAAGGAUGAUGGUGGAAACCAGGAUGAAGACGAUGAUGGUGGACACCAAGAUGAAGAUAAGCAGACAAAGGGCAAGAAAAAGAAAUGUAACAUAGGUUCACAUUGUGAACCUAAUUCCAUCAUUAAGGCAGUUGAUGCUCUAUCAGAUUCUGCAAAAUCAGUAGUGAGAGCUUCUGGUUUUGGUGCCUUUCUUCGGAUGGAUAUUACAACUCUUUAUUCCAUUGAUACUAUCAUGUAUCUGAUGAACAAUUGUGAUGUGAGCUCUGAUGGUGAAUCAUUCACCGUUGUUGUAUCAGAAGACAAUCAAAUAGAGGUCACACCUGAGUUUGUCAAAGAAUGCUUUGGUAUCCCUGAUGGAGACAAAUCACUAGAGGAUCACUGGGGCAAUGAGUACAAUAAGUUUUGGCAACGCAUGAAAGAUCUUGGAUAUGCAGUCACUGCUAAAGUGAACUCUAGAGGUAAAAUUCAAGAGAACAAGAAACUCCCCAUCACCGAGAUAAUCGAAUACAUCAAAACUGUGAAAGAUAAGCAUUCGGAAGCCCGUGCUUUCUUCAUGAUUCUGCUAUGCAAGAUGUUGUUACCCACUCAGAGCAAUGUACCCACUCCGCAGCACGUGGGGAUGUGCUCGUACAUUGAUGAAGCCAAAAGCUAUAAUUGGUGCAAAUAUAUUUGUCAGAAUCUGAAAAGUAAGAUCUCUACAUGGAAGCAAAGGGAGAAACAACCAUCAAAAAUCGAGGGGUGCGCACUUCUGCUGUUGAUGUGUUUGCAUCAAGCUCUUAAGCCGCAACUUGCGCUGGAUGGUACACAAGCUGAUCCACUCAUCAAUCGCUACAAUGACAAAACAAUUGCAAAACUGGUCAAGGGCAUGAAUCUCCGGCAAGAGGUUGUCAAGCACAAGGACAACAUAGUCAAGAAACCAGUCCAGAAACCAGCAUCCCGAAAGCAAAAGGUUGUCCCUCUGCCUGCAACUAAAGGACCUUCCAAAAAUCUAGAGGACCACAUCAUUGAAAUUGCAUCUGUGCAACACUUUCUCAAUGAAAGUGAGGUUGACAAGGAUGAGGAGGGCAUCCUUUUAAAAGAAAUGAAGAGCUGUCAAGACAAGUUGAUGGAAGCAUUAAAGGAACACCAGAUCAAAAAUAACGAAAAUUUAAAGAAAAUUGCGGAGGAACAUUCAUACUUGUCUAAGAUGUACAAAGAAAUCAAACGCAGGCGGGCCCUAGUUGAAGAUGUGAAAAUAGAAGAGCAGAUGAAGGAAAAUUGUGUGGUGGAAAUAGAUGGAGUUCAGAUAAUGGAGGAUAAUUUUGUUCGUAUCUUCGCACCAGGUGGUCAUUUGCACGAUGACGUUGUGGGAGUUCUGAGGUUCAUUUGGAUGAAAUCAUGGGAUGACCAGAUUGUUCUUUCAAUGGGUGCUGUUCCAAAGCAACAGAUUCAGCCAAAGAGUCAGAGCACGUGCUGUUCUUCCAGCCCCACGCCGCUCGUGAUGAGCCGUGAGAAGAAACAAAGAAACGCACACAAAUGGACCCAAGAUGAAGAAGAGUUUGUUAAAAAAGAAGCUUCGAAGUAUCUUAGUUCUCAUGGUGUUCCACCCAAAAGAACUAGAUUGUAUCGUAAUGUUGCAACUUCAGCGAAUAUGUCCAGCUAUGUUCAAUUGGAUGCUAACAAUGUUGAGCAAAAAUUUCGCCAGUACGAGAAGAAAUGGAAUACGCUAGGUCUUAAAGAUACGGCAUACAGUGAGUUAUUCAGCACGUUAUUCGGUGGUCCUAACACUGGAUCCAAAAGUUCAGGUCCAAUAGGUGUUACAAGUUCAGGUCCAUUGGGUGGAUCCAAAAGUUCAGGUCCAAUAGGUGAUACAAGUUCAGGUCCAUUGGGUGUUACAACUUCAGGUUCAAUGGGUGUUAGAAAUUCAGGUUCAAUGGAUGUAUCGAUGAUGCCACCAAAGAAAAGGAUGCUGCAGAGACUGGAGGAGGUCGAGGAACCCGAAGACAUAACAAGUGCAUGCUCUUAUAUGUUUAAACAUAUGAGGGGCUUGUACCCUGGGGAGUGGAACAAACAUCAUUGGGACGAGUAUUAUUUCUAUUCAACGGCACUGCAGGAAACAUCUGUCUUAACUGGGUUUCUUGCAUUGAAGGGCAUGGACUUUGAUAUUAGGCGCUCUUUCCUCCUUUCUAGGCAGGACCAACAGAACCCAUCUGGUGCAUCUUCCUGCUCUUCCUGCUGA
This is a messenger RNA of Sorghum bicolor (sorghum), 3349 nucleotides long. RefSeq lists its product as uncharacterized. The coding region runs from base 695 to 3349 and encodes 884 amino acids. NCBI's taxonomy places the organism in Eukaryota, Viridiplantae, Streptophyta, Magnoliopsida, Poales, Poaceae. The record is from RefSeq and is a predicted model, not a curated record. The transcript is spliced from 9 exons.